This is a messenger RNA of Salmo salar (Atlantic salmon), 1003 nucleotides long. RefSeq names its product trace amine-associated receptor 13c-like. Gene Ontology annotation, biological process: G protein-coupled receptor signaling pathway. NCBI's taxonomy places the organism in Eukaryota, Metazoa, Chordata, Actinopteri, Salmoniformes, Salmonidae. The record is from RefSeq and is a predicted model, not a curated record. Gene Ontology annotation, cellular component: membrane. Gene Ontology annotation, molecular function: trace-amine receptor activity.
UUACUUUCCAAUGGCGUUCAGUGAAGUGGAUGGAUAUCAAGCAGUACAAUACUGUUUUCCUCUCCACAACUCGUCUUGCGUUAAGGAGGUGCGAUCCAUAACAGAAAAUAUACUCAUGCAGCUCUUUUUUUUCUCUGUGUCAGCAUUCACAGUGUUUGUGAAUCUGCUGGUGAUCAUCUCCAUCUCUCACUUCAAGCAGCUCCACACUCCAACCAACCUGCUCAUCCUCUCUCUGGCUGUGGCAGAUCUCCUGGUUGGGAUUUUUGUGAUUCCAGUGGAGGGCAUCAAAGUCAUCGAGUCAUGCUGGUAUCUUGGUGAAACAAUGUGUUCAGUUUUUCAUGGGAUUGUUUUUUCUGUAAUUUUUGUAUCUCUAUACAAUUUAGUCAUCAUAGCUGUUGACAGAUAUGUUGCUGUUUGUGAUCCUUUACUCUACAUUUCAAAAAUAACUAUUGGAAAAACAGUGACUUCUAUAUUCCUAACCUGGAUAUUUUCUUUUAUAUAUAAUCUUGUUAUUCUAUACUGUAAUGGUCAAUGGUAUCGUUCUCAGGCACACAAGAAUUGCCAUGGAGAAUGUGUGUUGUUUAUCAGUUUUACAUGGGGAAUUAUUGACCUUUUUGUCUCCUUUGUUGCACCUUGUUCUGUUAUCAUAUGCUUAUACAUGAACAUUUUCAAAGUGGCAAGAAUUCAAGUAAAAGCAAUGAAUAUCACAACCAGGAUCAAAAUAUCAGAGAGAAAGGCAACCAAAACACUGGGGGUUGUGUUAUCGGUUUUCCUUGUUGGUUGGAUCACAUAUUAUAUAGGUUCACUUUCUGAGGACUACCUGGUACAUUCAGAUGUCAUCAUAGCAUUUCUCUCCUGGGUUGUGUACAUUCAUUCAUUCCUUAACCCUCUGAUCUAUGCAUUGUUUUACCCAUGGUUCAAAACAGCGGUAAGACACAUCAUAACCUUACAUAUCCUGGCACCCUCAUCCUCCUUAAUAAAUCUCCUUCCAGAAAAUUGUUAG